Messenger RNA from Pomacea canaliculata, 5469 nucleotides. RefSeq names its product cell adhesion molecule 1-like. Lineage: Eukaryota; Metazoa; Mollusca; Gastropoda; Architaenioglossa; Ampullariidae. The record is from RefSeq and is a predicted model, not a curated record. The transcript has 7 exons. Bases 120 to 1322 code for a protein of 400 amino acids.
AUUUAGUGUGUACAACAGGCUGGGAACUUGUACACGCAAGGGACAUAGUCGCGUCGACUUAUUCUUGCAAGGGCGAUAAAACCCAGGCUUUUUCAUAGAAUUUUGUGGACAAUAUCGUUAUGAUGAUCAAACAAAGCUUAACGUUUGCGCUUCUUUUAAUGUUUAUUGGUCAUCAUGAUGUGAGAACAGCUUCUGUGAACAUCGAAUCAUCAGUUGGAGUAUUGGGCAACUAUCCUCAUUACAUGAAAUGUAGUUACAGUCUUGCACCUGGAGAAACUUUAUUAAAUCUUGACAUGUAUCAGAUUGUGAAUGGAGUACAGACAGCAUUGGGUACCCUUUACGACAGUGGCAAUCCAGUAUGGGAUGGGAAUACUCCAAGUGACAUCAGAAGAAGAUCCCUUCUCAUCAGGUUUGAUCCUACAACCCUGCAGCUCUUUUACAAUGACACUGUGUGCAGUGAUGAAAAGAAUUACACAUGCAGUGUCGCGUUUCGUUCUGCAGAGGGAACUCGAACUCGAUCAAGCAGCACUCAAGUGACCAUAGAAGCAUCCCCUGGAGCACCAACUAUGACAGCUGUUCCUGGCUACAACAUUACAGAAAACACAACAGUUACUUUUACCUGCACUGGCAAUGUGGGGAAGCCGCCAGGACAGUUUCAAUGGUACAUGUAUAGAGGUAGCACUCGGGAGAACCAAACUGAUCAGGCUGCUACUCAGUCCAACACGUUGGCGACUCCUAGCUGCACUUACACAGGAAGAAGCAGCAUUAAUAUCACCAUGACCAGAAUGGAGCAGGGUAUUGUCAUGCGCUGCAGAGUUUAUCAUCCAACACAAGGCAGUAACACCAAUACUGACGACUGUACAAAUCCAAAUACUGGCUUUUGUCGGAAUGGAGAAAGAAUGCUUGUCUUUUAUCCUGUGAGCAUAAGCUUAUCACCACAAACCCCAGCCAUCACUGUUGAUCAGGGGUCAGAUUAUAGUCUUACCUGCAAUGCAGAAGGUUAUCCUCAACCAGUAUUGCGAUGGUAUAAGAAUUCAGACCCAAAUUAUACACUUGGAACCAAUAGCACUCUCAAGCUGCAAAACCUCACCCUAAGCGACUCAGGUGUCUAUGUUUGCAUCGGAUCCAAUAAUAUUAAUGGUGCACAGCUAAAUGAUUCAAAACAAGUAGAGAUCACUAUCGGUAAGUUAUAUUCUUCUUGCUCAAUUUUUUUUCUUUUUGGUCAUUUUCUCAUAAAUCUUGACUUCUGGAAUCACCCUCUGGGACAAAUAAAGUGCUCUCAUACCUUAUCUUGUAAUUUGUAUAAAUCUGAUAUAAGCUGAGAAAUAGAAAUAACAUGAUUACUUUUUUUUAUGCUAUACACCUGAUGUAUGACAUCGACAAAAAGUUAUUUUAAAAAUUUAAUUCUAUAGAGAAUCGCUUUUUGCUUUGAAUGCAGCAGCUCGAUCCUUCCUUUAAAUGAUUGCAUCUUCCUGCCAGCCACCGCUCGAAUCUUUGGUUGCCUCUUGCUAGCUAAUUUGUCUCUCACGUAUAUGUUACCCUCUGAAAUAUGUUGUUAAAAUUUUCUCUUCAUAGUAGACCUUUGAGUCACCAGUAACAUCAUUUAAACAUUAAAAUGUAGAAAUACAGGAAGUAGAUUUAGUCUGCAGUCUUCCUGUGGAUGAAAGGGGUAUGACAAAUGGUGGUGAUUUUCAAAAAUAUGCACAUGCAGGGCAACAAAGAAAUAAAAAUCAACCAUGGGUUACGAAUCAUCCUAGAUCUCUGUGACCAAAGGAGGGUCUUGAAGAGAGAAAAGAAAAGCAAACCUGAAUAGGAUCUGGCAUAGCAAUAAGAUCAGUUUUACUAUCAAGUACAAUCUGUACAAAUCCAUGGUAGUAUCGUUUCUGCUAUAUGAAGGUGAUACAUGGACUCUACAGAAAGGAGAAUACAGGCAUUUGAGACCAAGUGUCUUAGAAGUCUGCUCAUGAGAUCUCAUACAGAGAACAUAGAACCAACGACUCUGUACCAAACAAGAUUGCCACACUUGUAGGACACCAGGAACCUCCACUUUCAACAGUCAUCUGGACUAGUCGCCCUGUACACGACCUGCUCAACAUCGCCCAGAAUAGAGAAGAGUGGCAGGCCCUGUCAGCUGCCACGUUUAUCCAUGUGCUCCUUCCCAUGACUAGUGUCAAUCAAGGGACAAUUAAUUGACUGAACAUACAUGUACAUGUACUCACACACUAGCACACUUAUUGCCACACUGUUUUAUUUAUAAGAUUUCCAAUAUAAAAAUCCCUUAAUGACUAAGGUUUUGUAUUUCUUUCUUUCUUCUAACUCCACAAUCACCUGCAAUUCCAUCUUCCUUGAGCUUUGUACAAUCAAACAUAUCCAACCCUUCUGACAGUUUCUGCCACCAACAAUUUUUUCCUGUUUUGCGUUAUUUCAGCUGGAUUACCACAACUUUCUUUUCAGCGAUUUCUCUUAUUUCAUACUAGAGGUGAACAGGUUUAGAAUAAUGCUACUCAUGCUGUCAUCUUUAGGCAACAGGCAGACUAUUCUACACCCCUCAUCCACAAGCUUUGCUGGCUGCUAGUUUAACCUUGCAUUAAUUACAAGAUCACUUCACUGUACUACUGUUGUUUUCAUGGUUUUGCCCUAGCAUACCUGUCUAACUAUACUAAACUCUUUCUCAGUUCGAACUACAACUUCACUUUCUACAACACCCACUGGGACAACAUUCAAGAAGCAGCACAGUAGCAGUAGCAUCAACAAAAGGAAUAGGUGUUACAGACACCAUCAGGGCAGAUUGUGACAAUGCAAAGUGUAAGUAAAGAGUUUUUUUCUUCUUCCUUCAGUAAUUAUUUUAUGCUCGUUAUGAAACAAAAUACAAUAGAUAUAGAUUUUACUGCAUUUAGUUUACUGGAUGAAUAAUAUAGUAUCUUAUCUAGAGAACGAAAUUGUAAAACCAUGAUUUAUAUUUCUUAAUUGUCAACAAACUUGGUUAUUUUUAGAGUUUUCAGGAACUUACAUAUUAUACACUUAAUCAGCAUUCACCAUUAUCAUUCAAUGCUAUGUAUUACAACCUAUAAUGUUUGGAAUUUGACUGCAUACAGACUACUCAUGUAUAAGCCUGCUAGCAUUCACCAUUACUGACUUUUAUUUUAUUUUUACUGGUGGAUGAGAAAAGGAAACAUACACGCCAUUGCUUUCUCAUUCAAUCAUCUGUGUUACAUAUGAGCAGCAACCAGUAUACACCAUAUCUGCCUCAUCCCCAACCUAUCUUCCUGCCUCUUUCCCCAUUUCUGCAGUUACUUCCCCUCUUGCUAGAAGCUGCGGAAGAGGAUAUCUGUGGCGAGGUCGACGGUCUGUUUGUUGAUCGUCCACGUUGCCACUCAUCUCUUGUUUACUGCAACAAUUAACCUUCCUUCCUGCACACACCUGCUGCUUGCCUGCCCCUCUGACCACAUUGCCUCUUGCCAAACUCUGGCCACACCUGAUUUUCACCAGCCUUCAGUUGCUUCUGGCUUUGUAGGUCGAUUUCUGCUCUUCUUGUUUGCUGUCCCUUUUCGCGGUGUCCCUUGCUUGACAGAAAACCCAGGGAAAAGGCUAGCUCGUCUGACUGAUGGAAGCCCAGUGUUCAUCUGUCAAGGCUGGGGAAAGUCUUUUAUGAGGACAAGGUGGUGCUCAGCCAGAUAAGGGACCCUGCUCACACAGCUCAAACCAUGAUUGCUGCUUUUUUUUCCCCUGUCACUUUGUCUUUCUGUGAACCCAGUGAUCAUACUUUUCUUUUCUGUCUCAUGUUCUUUUUUCUCCUGAGCUCUUUUCAAUCCCUUUCCAUCUGCAGUCCAGAAAAAACAAGUCAUAUAUAAAAACUGAACAGAUACAUAAGCAUAAUAGAACAAGAAGAUAAAACUUUGCAGGUCAUGAAGUGGUGGGAGGAGUAAAAAGGAGGAAUAUCUAUAAAAAAGCCAUGAAGAGAAACUUACAGAAGAAAUCUAUUUUUAAACCUGAAUUAUCAAAUAUUAACUUAAUUAUUAUUUUCUUACAAACUGUUAAUGUAUUUCAUGUGUGUUUUAUCUUAAAUUUUUUGUUCAUACCUUCAACCAGUUUAAUGCGCUCAGGUAUGUAUUUACAUUAUUUGUCUUGAUUUCCCGUUUAUUCUAGGGGUAUAAAUAAUGUUUGUGUUAUUAAGAUUGAUAUAAAAUAUACCCUUUGCCAUCUGUGUAUAUGUUGAUAGUAAAUGUUUACCUGUAGUAUGUGUUUAUAUGUUUAUUUAAUGUUUAAGUUUACAUGCUUAUUUAAUGUGUGCUUCCCUGUAGUUAUUCUGUGUUACAUGUUUCAUGUUAAUUUUCAUGUGCUCUCAUUUGUGAAAUAGAAUAAAAGAUAUUUUCUGAUGAUUAUGUUUAUAGAUGUGUACAUUAUGUACACUGCUUUGUGUGAUAUUGGAUAAAUUUUGUGUGUAAUAUUUAGGUUAGAUUUGUGCCAUAAAUUCCUGAUGAAUAAAAUAAUUGCUUUCUUUCAGACUUCAUUUAAACUGGAAAUAAAUUAAAUGCUAUGAUUAUAACUUAUAACAAUUAUGUUUAUGGCGUAGACUUUGGACUGUUUUAGAGUCAACACUUCAUGUUGUUGACAUGCUGCCACCUGUAAAGGUGUCAAACUUGAACCUUGACAAGCAGUUGAUGAGUACACUUGUUCCUGGCGAUGAAGGGGUCUUUGCAGCACAACAUGUUGUCACAGUUGCUCACAGUCUGUGACUGCAAAAUAUGUGAGGAUUCCAGUUACCAUCAGCAAAUGCAGCAGCAGAGGCUCUCUGUGUUGUGAAGUUUGACGAUUUGGGGACUUUACCUGUAGUCGGCGAACAGUGGCCUGAAAGGCGGACACGGUCAGCUGCCUCCCUGCAACGAUUAAAAAGGUAUCAGAAGACGAAGCACGAACUUGUAUUAACGUCCGUGAUAAAACGAUCUUCCAACGACCUGAAUAGUGGCUGGGGAGCGAUACAGGAUCCUAUCCCUCCCAAACUGUUCUAGGUCGCUGCUCUUAUCCGCUUUCACCUGCCCGAGGCACCUUGUUGCGUACAGAGCACGUACCUGUAGGGGUAUUCAAGUUGGACACGGUGUUCAUCGGGGUGUGUAAUUGCCGCGUACUUCCCUGAUAGUACGUUUGAUGUUAGCGGCGCUAGGGGCAGACCUUUAGGGACUCUCUCUCCCGUCUUUGCUCUAGUUCUGUGUACACUGCGUGUGUGUGUGAAAGAGAGAGUUUGAGCAGGGAUGCAUGUGUACGUGGAAAGGGAAAAGCAUGUACGUGUACGUGUGCGUGUGCGUGUAUGCUUGAGUGGGUGUUCACUCGUAACCUAUUUACACAGCUGUAUGUUGUAACCACGACUAAUAAAAAUGUAUUUGGACCGUUGUGGUUGACGCGUCACGUAAAAUGUCAGGUAAACAUCUGGGAUCGAGACUUCAUAGCACAAUAAAGUGUUAUUGUGAAUGG